AUGGGCGUCCUUUUCGGCCAGCUUGUCGAUGACUUCAACAGCGCAACCUGCGCGGCCCAGGACGGCCCGGGACAAGACGCCUUUCGCUACGAGUCCGCCAUCAACGACAAGGUCAUCAAGACGGCCUGGAUUGGCGCCAUUGCCCUGGUCCUCAUCUACUGCCACCUCACCUCCUGGGGCAUCAUCAGCCAGCGCCUGGCCCGUCGUCUUCGCAACCACUACGUCGCCGCUCUGCUGCGCCAGCCCCCUUCCUUCUUCGAUAGUCGCGGCUCUGCCGGCCAGGUCUCGAGCCGGCUGCAGAAUGACAUUGCCGCCGUCCAGUCUGCCACGUCGGAAAAGGUCGGCACCAUCAUCACCACCUUCAGCUUCAUCAUCACCGUCUUUGUCAUUGCCUUUUCCACACAGCCCAGCCUGGCCGGCAUCCUGAUAUCCGUCAUGCCCGUGUUUCUCGUAUCGGGCAUCCUGAGCAGCAAGUACAUUGGCAAGUUCACCAAGGAGCAAAACGAAUCCACGUCGCACGCUUCGUCCAUUGCCUCCGAGGCUCUGUCCCACAUCCCCGUCGUCCAUGCUUUUGGCGCCGCCGCCCGGCUGGAGAAGAUGUUUGUCGGCCACAUGGCAAGCGCCCGCAAGCAUGCCAUUGCCAAGGUUGCCGUCGCCGCCGUCCAGACGGGAUUACUGUAUUUUAUCGCCUACUGCGCCAACGCCCUCGCCUUCUGGCAGGGCAGUGUGCGCAUCGCCGACGCCGUGUCGGACGCCAGUAACAGUUCGUCCAUUGGACAGAUAUACGCCAUUGUCUACCUGCUCAUUGAUGCGUGCGUCAUGCUGGGCGGCCUGGCGCCGUUGCUGCCAUUCCUGGGAGCUGGCGUCUCUGCGUACCAGCGUCUCAUGGAAGACAUUGAAACCCCGUCUCCUAUAGAUGGCACUUCUGAUUCAGGCAGGCCCCUGAGUGAAGGGAUGGACAAGACAAUUACCUUUCGAAACGUGACGUUUGAGUAUUCCACCCGCCCGGGCCAGCCUGCCCUGCGAGAAGUCAGUCUUGAGAUCCCUGCUGGGAAGCAUACGGCCAUUGUUGGCCUGUCGGGGAGCGGCAAGUCCACGAUUGCAUCUCUUAUUGCGCGCUUGUACGAUCCCACGUCGGGAACCGUUGAGAUGGGCGGCCAGGAUCUGAGGGAGCUCAACGUGCGAUCUCUGCGAAGUUCCAUGACCUUUGUCCAGCAACAGCCGUCGCUUUUCGACUCAUCCAUCCUGGAGAACAUCGCCCUUGGGCUUGUCAACUCUGCACGCCCAGAACACCAGCACUUGAAGCCGUUGCUCGCGAGACCCGAACUGGCCCUCGCAGCAAGCAAGGGCAAGGAGGCCAUGACAUGGGCGUCAUCCCAGGGCAGCGGCUUCGCCGAGAUUGUGCAACUUGUGCGCCAAGCAGCCGAGAAGGCCGAUGCGGCCAACUUCAUCGACCGUCUCACCUCGGGCUACGGAACCUCGGUUGGGCCCAGGGGUACUUCUGUCAGCGGCGGCCAGCGACAGCGUAUAGCCUUGGCUCAGGCGCUGAUCCGAGAUCCUGAAAUCCUGAUCUUGGACGAGGCCACCGCGAGCGUCGACUCGGCGAGCGAACAAAAGAUGCAAGCCGCCAUCGAGCAAGCGGCAGCCUCGGGAAAGCGGACCGUGAUUUCCAUUGCCCAUCGACUGUCCACAAUCCAGGGCGCCGACAACAUCAUUGUGCUGGAGGCGGGAGAGGUCGUCGAGCGAGGCACGUAUGCCGAGCUCAUGGCCGUCCAAGGCGGGAAGUUUGCCCAUUUGGUUCAACUGCAAAAGCUGAGCACGACAAGCAGCAGUGCGGGAGAGGUCGAGUCGCGCUCAAGUGCCUCGCUAGCCGACGUGAACGAGAAGUUUGAAGAGACAACUGCCGGCAACGCCGAGACAGACAAGAAAAAGGCCGCGACGGAGAGCACAGAAGAAACGUCAGAGGAAGCAGAUGGCACAGUGCCCCAGCCAUUCAGCAGCGUCUUGAGAGGCAUUUCCUGGCUGGUCCGACCAUCGUUGGGUUGGGUUCUCAUGGCGCUGAUGGCGGCUGCCAUUGUCGGUGCCACAUUCUCUGGAUCUGGCCUCAUAUUCGGCUACACGGUGAGUGCUCUGAACCCUUGCCAGAGCACCGUUGAGCGCAUCCUCUCCAUGGGCCGCUUCUUUGGCGGCUUAAUCUUCAUGCUCGGCGCGGUCGAGCUCAUCGCCAACUUUCUCGCCUGGUGGGGAUUCGGCAUUAUCGGAGAAAGGAUACUCUAUGCGCUGCGGCAGCUGUCUUUCCGGUCGUUGCUGCAACAGAAGCUCGAGUGGCACACGUCCGAAGGGCGCACGCCGUCCAGGCUGCUGUCCAUCAUCACCAAGGACUGCAUGGCCAUUGGCAGCUUUAGCGGCUCUACUUUUGGCACUGUCUUUGCCAUCUGCGUCAACAUCAUCAUCGCCGUCGUGAUAUCUCACGUGUAUGCGUGGAAGAUUGCGCUGGUGACGCUUGUCACGAUUCCCAUCCUGCUGGGGUCCGGAUUCAUGCAGCUGCGCAUGCUGGCUCGCUUCGAGGAACGCCACCAGGAAGCCUUCUCGACGGCGAAUGCCCUGGCCGCCGAGGCCAUCCAGUCCAUCCGCUCGGUGGCGACGCUCUCCCUGGAAAGCACAUACACGGUGUCGUACAAGCGCCUGCUGGAGCCGCCGGCGAAGCAAAUCGUGAGGUCCGCCGCGCAGACCAACAUCCUGCUUGCCAUCUCGCACACCAUCUCGACCUUUGUCAAUGGCUUGACCUACUGGUGGGGCUCGCAGCUCAUUAUGAGGGGGGAAUACACACAGAGAGACCUGCUCAUCAUCCUCGUGGCCAUGCUGACGAGCGCCCAGCUCUGGGGAACCAUGUUUACACUGGCGCCAGAGUUUUCCAGAGCGCGCCUCGCCAUAUCGAGGGUCAUGGCCAUUGUCCACAUGGGCUCCGGUCUCCCGGAUCCAUCCCGGAAGCCCGACGCCGAAGCAACUGCCGAGACCAAGGACCCCGACCCGACCGCUGCUUCUGGCAAGACGGGCGCAACCGUGGUGUUUGACCGUGUAUCCUUUGCGUACCCCGGCAACCGCGACGCUUCCGUCCUGGACAACGUCUCCUUCACCAUCAAGCCCAAGCAGUUCGUCGGGCUGGUCGGUCCCUCCGGGGCCGGCAAAAGCACAAUCAUGAACCUGGUCCAGAGGCUUUACGAGCCCACGGCCGGCGCCAUCUUGAUAGACGGACUGGACAUUGCCGGCCUCCCCGACUCGUUCCGCAACGGCAUCGCCCUGGUGCCGCAGGACCCGGCCCUGUUUGACGGGACGGUCCUCCACAACGUGUCCCUGGGCGCGGUGCCCGGCCACGAGCCCACGGCCGCCGAGGUCGAGGAGGCCUGCCGCGUGGCCAACAUCCACGACGAGAUCAUGGCGCUGCCCAACGGCUACAACACGCAGUGCGGGCCGUCGGCGUCGCGCCUCUCGGGCGGCCAGAAGCAGCGCGUCGCCAUUGCGCGUGCCCUCGUGCGCCGGCCGCGGCUGCUGCUGCUCGACGAGAGCACGAGCGCCCUCGACGCGGAGGGCGAGGCCGCCCUGCAGAGGGGUCUGCAGAGAGCGUCCAGGGACACGACGGUGCUGGCGAUUACGCACCGCCUGCACACUGUUCUCCGGGCGGACAUGAUUUUCGUCGUCGAGGGGGGGAGGAUUGUCGACCAGGGGCGGCAUGCGGACUUGGUUGAGACGAAUGAGAGCUAUAGGCUCAAUGCUAUGCAGCAGAUGCUUCAGUGA
Molecule: messenger RNA, 3795 nt
Organism: Metarhizium robertsii ARSEF 23
Lineage: Eukaryota; Fungi; Ascomycota; Sordariomycetes; Hypocreales; Clavicipitaceae
Product: ABC multidrug transporter SitT
Exons: 1
Coding region: 1-3795 (1264 amino acids)
Biological process (GO): transmembrane transport
Cellular component (GO): membrane
Molecular function (GO): ATP binding; ATP hydrolysis activity; ABC-type transporter activity
Source: RefSeq, a predicted model, not a curated record